Propithecus coquereli (Coquerel's sifaka) is the source of this 6577-nucleotide messenger RNA. RefSeq names its product pecanex-like 2 (Drosophila) (gene PCNX2). The record is from RefSeq and is a predicted model, not a curated record. The transcript has 34 exons. The coding region runs from base 18 to 6413 and encodes 2131 amino acids. NCBI's taxonomy places the organism in Eukaryota, Metazoa, Chordata, Mammalia, Primates, Indriidae. Gene Ontology annotation, cellular component: membrane.
CCCGGGGCGCCGCCGGGAUGGUGUCCCAGGUGCUGCAGCUGCUCCGGCAGGGCGUGUGGGCCGCGCUCACGGGGGGCUGGUACCACGACCCGGAGCAGAGCAAGUUCACCAACAGCUGCCACCUCUACCUGUGGCUGUUCCUGCUGCUGCUGCCCCUGGCCCUGCACCUGGCUUUUCCUCCGACUGCGAUCACUGUAUUUUUUUACUGCAGUUCAGUGACUAUAUUCUUCACAGUCAUCAAAUUGAUCAGUUACCGCCUGCACCUCAUGUUUGAUAAAGGAGAAGUAAUUCAGCAGAAGCCCUCCAGAAAGAAAGAAAAGCCAAAUAAAGACAAAGAGGCUAACAGUGAACACAUAACUAAUCACAAAAUCCCAAGCAAUAAUAGGCAGAUUCACAAUGGCAAAAAGGAAGAGGGCCAUGGAAACCUCUCUACGCCUCCCCUCCGCUGCAGCUCCAGAGGGCAAAGCAUAAACUCCCAGCACUCUUCCGGGCCGUCGGAGUUGCCAGCACAGGAAACAGUAGAAGAUCUCAAAGGUGUCAUUCUGUCAGAAGACCAGCCCGUACCACCGGAGUCAUCUACCUCACCUGGUAUCAAAAUGGAAAGCUUACCUGCUUCUCAAGUGCGCAUGCCAGAAACCACACCCAAGUCAGCAACACCCGUGAAACCAGUUGCCACGGAAACUCUCAUCAAUGGAAAAGGAAAGGAAAGAGGGAGCAAGGGGCAGCCUCCUUUGCGCCACAGAUCUGAGGGCGGCUUAGUGGAUAAAGGACCCUUGAAGAAAUUGCCCCACCUGUCUUUGUCUCAGUAUGACUUACUAGAAACAGAUGUUUCUUUCCAGCCAUGGGGGAGUGAAAAUUCAGUCCUGAUUCCAGAACCUCCCGGUUGUCCUCAGGGCUCCAUGAGGGAAAAGUUGCAAAGCAGGUCCCCUCAGGACAGCCUGAGCAGCAGCUGCCCUCAGUGUAACACCAUCACGGUCAAGCCUGCGGAGGAACCCGUGGACACUUCCUGUCAGGUGGACCUGCCCUUGAGCCAAGAAGUGAACUGCUCAGAUAGCGAGGUAGCUGUAACUCUUAUUGAUAAUUCUGAACCUGGAGACCCACUGAGUCUGCAUGAACCCAUUAAAAUUGUCAUCACCAUGAGCAGUACCCAGAACUCCAUGACAGACUUGGAAAACUCCCUCCACCUGAAGGUGGUUAGCACAGAGAGGACCGGUUUAAGGUCUGAUGCUGAACCAGCUACCCCAGCGGUGGCCAGUCCUCCAAACACUGAGCAGAUCAGAAUUCCUGUAAUCACCCUUGAACUGUCUGAGGCUGGGGAAGCAGGCAAUACGUGUCCCAAAGGCAAUGGAAGCGAAAGGAUGUCCGAGAGGUCGAAAGCAGAGGCAUCUUCUAAUCAGUAUUCCAGCUACAGAUCUGGGGUGCGGGAAAGUGCCACCAAGGACUGCAGUCCUUCCUCACAGAACCCCCGGGAAACAGCACCCCCACUCACACCUGCUGUGGCCUCCGAGUCUGAGAUGGGGAAGGAAGGCCAGGCUAACCUUGACCCAUCGUCUUGUAAGAACAGCCAUGAAAAGAGACAUGCCCGCGUGCUCAGUGUGGAUAGUGGGACAGAUGUCUUCCUGAGUAAAAGUUCUGCAGAAAUUAUUAAUGAUAAAGAGAAAACAAUGCCAACUUCCAAAUCUGACCUAGAGGCUAAGGAAGGACAAAUACCAAACGAGUCCAACUUCUUGGAAUUUGUCUCCCUGUUAGAAUCAAUUAAUACUUCCAAGGUGGUGGCGUCCAAUCCAUCAAAUGGCUCAGCAGAGCAGAAGGAGGAAAGUGGGCUUCUCCAAGAUAAUUGUUCCCAGGAGAAAAAGGAAGAAAUCCUGGAAAGUGAAAAGCCCCCUGGACAAAAUUCCAAGCAAGGAAAACCAGACUUACAAAGUCAAGACCGUACUGGGACCAGCCCCGUGUUCACUCAGCCUGCCAAGACCCCUGCCUUUUUCCAGGGCAAUAGACAAAGACAAAUAAUCUACAGGGUAACUUCCCAACAAGACAGUUCCGUCUUGCAAGUCAUCAGUGGGCCUGAAACAUCUGUGCAAGAGGAGAUGUCUGUGGAUGCCAUGCAUGUCUUCAUUGAUGAACAUGGGGAAAUCAGAUCCUGUUAUUUGAGGUCUGGAAAUCAGAAAGAAGGCCCUUUACAACAUCCUCCAUCAAAUUGUGACUGUCUCUCUCAGGCACGGGAGAUGCAGGUCAGCUCCUCCAGCACCACAACUUCUGAAAGUCAAGAUCCAUCUUCUGGAGAUCCUGCAGUCAGUGCCCUUCAGCAACAGCUGUUACUAAUGGUGGCUCGGAGGACCCAGUCAGAAACCCCACGGCAUGUGAGUCAGGAUCUGGAAGACUCGUCAUGUUCUUCAACACAAGGAAAAUUUAACCGAGAGCAGUUUUACAAAUUUAUCAUUUUCCCUGGCAAGUGGAUUAAAGUCUGGUACGAUCGACUUACCUUGUUGGCGUUACUGGAUCGAACUGAAGAUGUCAAGGAGAAUGUGCUGGCUGUUUUACUCAUUGUCCUGGUCUCCCUCCUCGGAUUCCUGACAUUGAACCAAGGCUUUUGCAAAGAUAUGUGGGUGCUCCUCUUCUGCCUGGUCAUGGCCAGCUGCCAGUAUUCCCUGUUAAAGAGCGUUCAGCCUGACCCCGCCUCACCAAUACACGGACACAACCAAAUCAUAACAUAUAGCAGACCAAUCUAUUUUUGUGUGCUGUGUGGCCUUAUUUUGCUUCUUGAUACAGGGGCCAAAGCCAGGCACCCUCCCAGUUAUGUUGUGUAUGGCCUGAAGCUCUUCUCUCCUGUGUCCCUGCAGUCAGCUAGGGACUACUUAAUAGUAUUUCUAUAUUGCUUCCCUGCAAUUUCCCUCCUUGGGCUCUUCCCGCAAAUCAACACUUUCUGCAUUUAUCUUUUGGAACAAAUUGACAUGCUGUUUUUUGGAGGUUCUGCCGUGUCUGGGAUAACCUCGGCUGUGUACAGCGUAGCCCGGAGUGUCCUGGCUGCUGCCCUGCUCCACGCGGUUUGCUUCAACGCAGUGAAGGAACCAUGGAGUAUGCAACACAUCCCGGCGCUUUUCUCAGCCUUCUGUGGCCUCUUGGUUGCACUUUCUUACCAUCUGAGCCGGCAGAGCAGUGACCCAUCUGUGCUCAUGUCCUUUAUUCAGUGCAAACUGUUUCCUAAAUUUUUACAUGAAAAUCUGGAAGAGUCGGUUGCAGACCCUCUCCCCAAGAAGAUGAAAGAUUCGGUGAAGGAUGUGUUGAAAUCCGAUCUCAUCGUGUGUGCGGUCGCUGCCGUCCUCUCGUUUGCAGUCAGUGCCAGCACCGUGUUCCUGUCAUUACGACCGUUCCUCAGCAUCGUGCUCUUUGCCCUGGCCGGCUCCGUGGGGUUCGUGACACAUUACCUGCUCCCCCAGCUCCGCAAGCAUCAUCCCUGGAUGUGGAUUUCACACCCCGUUCUCAAGAGCAAAGAGUAUCAUCAACGGGAACUGAGAGAUGUCGCCCAUUUAAUGUGGUUUGAAAGACUCUAUGUUUGGCUUCAGUGUUUUGAAAAAUAUGUCUUGUACCCAGCAAUAAUUUUGAAUGCCCUCACUAUUGAUGCGUUUUCAAUAAGCAAUUACCGGAGACUUGGCACCCACUGGGACAUUUUUCUGAUGAUCAUUGCUGGCAUGAAGCUGUUGCGGACUUCUUUCUGCAACCCAGUUCACCAGUUUGUUAACCUGAGUUUCACCGUCAUCUUUUUCCACUUCGACUACAAAGACAUUUCAGAGAGUUUCUUAUUGGAUUUCUUCAUGGUGUCUAUUUUAUUUAGCAAGCUCGGGGACCUGCUUCACAAGUUACAGUUCGUCAUGACAUAUGUGGCUCCUUGGCAGAUGGCUUGGGGUUCUUCGUUUCACGUGUUUGCUCAGCUCUUUGCAAUCCCUCAUUCAGCCAUGCUUUUCUUCCAGACAAUUGCCACGUCAGUCUUUUCUACUCCAUUGAGCCCAUUUCUUGGGAGUGUCAUUUUCCUUACAUCAUAUGUCCGGCCGGUGAAAUUCUGGGAGAAAAACUACAAUACAAGGCGAGUGGAUAAUUCCAACACAAGACUGGCAGUCCAAAUUGAAAGGGAUCCAGGGAAUGAUGACAACAAUCUCAAUUCCAUCUUUUAUGAGCACUUGACAAGGGCCCUCCAGGAGUCCCUCUGUGGAGACUUAAUUCUUGGCCGCUGGGGCAAUUACAGCUCUGGCGAUUGCUUUAUUUUGGCUUCAGAUGACCUCAAUGCCUUUGUUCACCUGAUUGAAAUUGGUAAUGGUCUUGUCACCUUUCAACUUCGAGGACUGGAAUUCCGAGGAACCUACUGCCAGCAGAGAGAGGUGGAAGCCAUCAUGGAAGGUGACGAGGAUGACAGAGGCUGCUGCUGCUGCAAACCAGGCCACCUGCCGCACCUGCUGUCCUGCAACGCUGCGUUCCACCUCCGCUGGCUCACCUGGGAGAUCACGCGGACGCAGUACAUCCUGGAGGGCUACAGCAUCAUAGACAACAACGCGGCCACCAUGCUGCAGGUGUUCGACCUCCGCAGGAUCCUCAUCCGGUACUACGUCAAGAGUAUAAUAUACUAUAUGGUAACGUCCCCCAAGCUCCUUUCCUGGAUCAAAAAUGAAUCGCUUCUGAAGUCCCUGCAGCCCUUUGCCAAGUGGCAUUACAUUGAGCGUGACCUUGCAAUGUUCAACAUUAACAUUGACGACGACUACGUCCCGUGUCUCCAGGGGAUCACACGAGCUAGCUUCUGCAACGUUUAUCUAGAAUGGAUUCAAUACUGCGCACGGAAACGACAGGAGCCUUCAAAGACCGUGGUGGACAGUGACGAGGACUCUCCCUUGGUGACUCUGUCCUUUGCCCUGUGCGUCCUGGGGAGGAGAGCUCUGGGCACCGCGGCCCACAAUAUGGCCAUCAGCCUGGAUUCUUUUCUAUAUGGCCUCCACGCCCUCUUCAAAGGUGACUUUAGAAUAACAGCACGAGACGAGUGGGUAUUUGCUGACAUGGACCUACUGCAUAAAGUUGUCGCUCCGGCUAUCAGGAUGUCCCUGAAACUUCACCAGGACCAGUUCACUUGCCCAGACGAAUAUGAAGACCCUGUGGUCCUCUACGAGGCCAUCCAGUCCUUCGAGAAGAAAGUGGUCAUCUGCCAUGAGGGCGACCCGGCCUGGCGAGGCGCGGUGCUGGCCAACAGGGAGGAGCUGCUCACCCUGCGGCACGUGGUGGACGAGGGCACGGACGAGUACAAGGUCAUCAUGCUGCACAGAAGCUUCCUGAGCUUCAAGGUGAUCAAGGUUAACAAAGAAUGUGUCCGAGGACUCUGGGCCGGGCAGCAGCAGGAGCUCAUCUUCCUCCGCAACCGCAACCCGGAGCGCGGCAGCAUCCAGAACAACAAGCAGGUCCUGCGAAACUUGAUCAACUCCUCCUGUGAUCAGCCCCUGGGCUACCCCAUGUACGUCUCCCCACUGACCACCUCCUAUCUAGGGACCCACAGGCAGCUGAAGAACGUCUGGGGCGGACCCAUCACUUUGAACAGAGUGAGGACGUGGCUCCAGACCAAGUGGCUGAGGAUGCGGAAGGACUGCAACGCCCGCCAGCACAGCAGCGGCAACAUUGAGGACGCAGACGGAGGAGGGGCCCCUGCGGCAGGUGGCAGCAAUGCUCCGGGUGGCGGCAGCCAGGACAGCGUGGAACAGCCCAGAAAAGGUGGAUCCCAGCCCGGGGCCUCAACCCAUGAAGGGACACAGGGGACAGGCAGGAGGAAAGGCAGGAGCCAGUCUGUCCAGGCACCCUCUGCGCUAAGCCAAAGGCCGCCCACACUGAGUUCGUCCGGCCCGAUCUUAGAGAGUCGCCAGGCCUUCCUGCAAACGUCCUCAUCGGUCCAUGAGCUGGCCCAGAGGCUGUCGGGCAGCCGGCUCUCCUUGCACGCCUCAGUGGCAUCCCUGCACUCUCAGCCGCCACCCAUCACCACCACGGGCCACCUGAGCGUCCGAGAGCGGGCCGAGGCGCUCAUCAGGUCCAGCCUGGGCUCCUCCACCAGCUCCACCCUGAGCUUCCUCUUCGGCAAGAGGAGCUUUUCCAGUGCUCUCGUCAUCUCUGGACUCUCCGCUGCAGAGGGGGGAAACACCAGUGACACCCAGUCAUCCAGCAGCGUCAACAUUGUGAUGGGCCCCUCGGCCAGGGCCACCAGCCAGGCCACGCGGCACUUCUCGGAGCCCUGUGAACCCACCGACGCCACCGAGCAGGGGCAGCUUCGCGACCGACGUCUGGCUGAGGCCGUGGCAGAGACUCUGGGGGUGAUCUGCAGAAGAGCAAGCCAGGAGGACAUGGGCCUGGACGACACGGCGUCCCAGCAGAGUGCUUCGGACGAGCAGUGACGGCACGUCGGGUCGGGAAAAGCUGACUCUUCCGCAGGGCUUGGCCACAUCGCUCUCCCUCCUGCCCCCUGAGAUCAAAAAGAGCUGAUACUGCGAUCCAUGGGAGGCUGUUCCCGUGGAGAAAGGAGAGCUAGAAAACAGAAUAACUUUAUCUCAGGUUCUUG